Aricia agestis (brown argus) is the source of this 4835-nucleotide messenger RNA. RefSeq lists its product as uncharacterized. Lineage: Eukaryota; Metazoa; Arthropoda; Insecta; Lepidoptera; Lycaenidae. The record is from RefSeq and is a predicted model, not a curated record. The transcript has 7 exons. The coding region runs from base 609 to 2516 and encodes 635 amino acids.
UUUCGUAGGUAUACUAUGGAACAAGCUAUGUUCUGAUUGGCCAACAAGGCCUUGUCGGCGGCCAUUUUGUUCGCUGAGUCACCAAAAGGUGAAAAAUAUACAUGAAAUGCGUACUCCCCACGAGACAUACAACGGUAUUGGGCAUUUCCCUCGCGAACACAAAAUUUGGGUUUCAUGUUCCCCUUUGCCCGCUUUGGCGUGGAAAAAAUAUUUUUCUACCGAUGAAACUGGAUUAUUCUUCCAAAGUUUUAUUGAAUUACUGAACGUACGUCGCGAUAUGAGAUAGUAAACAAAAAAGCGCGAGUUUCAAGUGCGAAAUAAAUAAGAAGCCGGAGAAACACUUUUCAGCGUGAUAGUAUACUGAAGUCGAGUGAAGUAUAAUCGCAGACGAAGACUUUUUAAAUAUUAUAAACGCGGAGUGCAAUAAUUUGCUUUGCCGGACUGUCAAAUAGUGAAGUGCUAAUUAACGUUGUCGUUCCAAUGUUUACAAGUUGCGAGUGCGAGUCGUCGGCGAGCGUUCAUCAUGUAGGAGUGCGUGGAGGGUCGAGAUGAUGCCCGUGCGAGCGUCGGAUUAGUGCCUCGAGUUCCCGAACGGAAGUGAAGCCAAGAUGACGGACACCACAAUGGUCAAGGUGAAGACGGAGCGGCCCGACGAGGCCGAAAUCCGGGAGCUGGCCGCUAAGAUGGUCGAGGCCAACAAGGCGAAGGCGCUGGCGGCGUCGGUCGCGGCGGCCCGGCCCCAGCCCGGCAACCCGCUGGGCGCGCCGCCCGCGGGCCCGGGCGGCCAGAUGGGCAUCCUCAGCUUCCUGACCAGGAAGCCGGGGGCGCAGACCACGGAGCAGCGGCCGGCGGCCGAGGAGAAGAAGACGCCGGCCCCCGACGAGGCGAGCUGGAAGGGCCACUUCGGCUGGGACAUGCUGGGCAAGUGCCACAUCCCGUACAUCUACCGGUCCGGCGAGAGGUACGUGGCCGUCCGGAUGGUGGAGAUCAAGCUCCUCAACAAGUACCUGAACUACCUUCACGCGGACAUCUACUCGUGCACCUGCAUCAGGAGCUACUAUAUCACGGAGAUCGAGGCCCGCUUGCUGAAUGACAUCAACAACAGGCACUGCGACGGCCAGUUCGGCCGGGAACAGUUCACGCAGAAGGACCUAGUGGUGCGACUAUCGGACGCUUAUGAGUUUUACAAUUUCCUAGAUGUGUGCUACAAUAAGUUGUUACGGGGUACGACGAACAAUAAGGACAAGUGUGGGUUUAUCCGGAUCAAUAAGGAGUCAGUUGUUCCUUACACGGUCCGAGAUAACCAGAAAUUUGUGCCUCUAUUCUAUUUUGAGGGUGAGACGGACAAUCUAAAGUUGAAAGCGGACCAGUUGAAGGGUUGGGACUUGUCGUACCUCAAGUUCUGUUGCAAGGUGCAGGGUAUUCGGAAUGAACUGUUCGCUAGUGAGACGUGUUCUGUGAUCAGUUUAACGGACAUCAAGAGCUACUUUCCGCCAGGAACGGAGUUCGAAGAGUACUGGCCGAACAAAGUUGUGGACUCCCAGUUGCUGAUAUCAGCCAAGGGGUCCGUCUCCGGCGGCGGUCAAUGGACGCGGGCACCACCGGCGCCGCCCCCGGGCGUCAACAACGUGGGCACCAUGUCGCGCGGCCGCCGUCCCGCCCAGCGUCACUCCCCCGCCUCGGCCGCCAUGAUGCCGCACCAGGGGCUGUCUGCGGCGACCGUCCAGGCGCUCACUAACGGCUGGAACAUACCGCCUGGGACGCUCACCCAGGCGCAGACGCAGCAGGUGCUUAGGCUAGCGCAGGCGCAAGUGGCUGCGCAGGCGCAGGCGGCUGCGGCGCGAUACAACAACGCUGCGAUUGCCGCCGCCGCCGCUGCGUUGCCGCACCGCUCGCAGCAUCAGCGGAAUGUACAGUUUCCGAACAGUGCAAUCACAAUGGCGAUGAGUCAGCAACCGCCGCCCCUCGUGCGGAGUACGGGAAACACCACCAACAUGAAUGUGUCUCCUCAAGUCAGUGGUUCAAUGAAUGGCCACUCAACCUCUCACUCCGUGGACAGUCGCAAAAGGCUUACACCAAUAGCAGACAUCAGUAUAACUGGCAACCAUACGCCGUAUAAGGUCCAAAAGGCCCUAGUGGAGAACACGAUGGUGCCGUGCAUCAACGCCAAGCCGUACCAGAACACGGAGUUGCUGAUGACGCUGCCCGAUCUCGCCAGCCACUUCUUCCCGCGCGUCACACUCACAACGUGCCGCGCCAUGCUGGACGCGCUCGGCCUCACGCUGUACAGGCCCAACUCCACCCAACUGCAAGUGCUGCGCAACUCGGGCAAGUGUAAAUCCGCCGCCGCGGGCGAGAACGGCAUGGCCCUAGUGCAAAUACGCGACGUGUUGCAGCACAUGCCACAGUUUAAGUACAUGUUGCGGUCUGGCCCAGCCGCUGACGAGCCGACGCACCCGCCGCGCCCCGCGCACGCCCCGCCCCCGACGCACGGAAAACGCGCGCGCGCCAACUAGCCCGAGUAGCGGGUAACAUCUAUGUGGCAGCAUACAACUAGCGCCAUCUAGCAGUUCAAGUACAUGCUGCGAUCUGGCCCAGCCGCUGACGAGCCGACGCGCCCCGCGCACGCCCCGCCCCCGACGCACGGGAAACGCGCGCGCGCCAACUAGCCGGAGUACUGGGAAAAGUGACAUCUAUGUGGCAUACAAGUAGCGCCAUCUAGCGAGAAAUGAAGCGCUGAUGUCUAAGUAGCAGCGUACAACUAGCGCCAUCUAGCGGCAAAUGUAAACGGAGCACCGAAAUCUAAAGCGGCAGUUUACAUCUAACGCCAUCUAGCGGGAAAUUUAAGUGGCACUCUUUGGAGCUGCUAACUAGCGCCGUCUAGUGGGAUAUUUAAAUUUAGAAUUCAUCUAACGGGAAAAUUAAGUGGCAUUAUUUGGAGUGGCGAAACUUAUGUGGCAUAAAAUGUAAGGAUGGUGCGGCUGCGGCGAUAUGCUGGAUAGGACAAAAGACUAAACAAUAUGAUGAAUACAAAAGUGGUAAAUUGUUACCAAUAAUUAUUAAUAAAUGACUGAAAAUAAGCAGGAAAAAUUGUUACUACAUAAAACUAGAGUACCAUUGGUUCUCUAAUGAAAAAGUUGCCAGUUACAGACUAUAAAAGAACUUAUUUAUAGAAGACUAUAUUACCUACAAAUAUCUCUACUAGAGAUAUUACUAUGAAGGAAUUAGUGGUUUCAGUGAGUUAGACACAGUGACACAUCACAGCAGUGACGUAAAGUGAUCGAAGGACUAAAAUUGAAAAGUGGUCAGCAAAUAUGGAUGGUAUGGAACACUGCCUUAGUUAGCAAUACUGUAAGAUGCUAGUGCAUAGUUAUUAAAAUAUUCCAAAAGACAUUAACUUCUCUUUGUGUACAUAAAUUAUUGUUUAUUAAGGUAUAUGGCAUGAUUGACAGAAUAUAUUUCAGAAGUAGUUUGUUGUAUUGCACCAAACAUAAGCAAAGUACUUCUGAAUUGUAAAUAUCAAGAUUAAGACUCGUCAAUUUUUCUUAUACUGUACAAAUUGUAUAAAACAAAUCUAAUUCAAGUGUUGUUCUAUAUACCAAUAGAAGACUGAGAAAUUUUAAUUUCAAAUUAUCUCAUAGAUUUAAAAAAUGUUGUGCGAGUUAUUUGAGUUUUUAUAAUAAGUACUUGUGUCAUGUGAAUACUCUGUUUUGACUCAUUUUAAUGUUAAUGUAAUAAUUAAGUGUAGAAAUAUAAUGCUACAAAUUUAUGACACACAUUUCAUUUGUGAAUGUUUUAGCAUCCACAAAUUACUUAAUGUCCAUUGGUAUUGUUUUCAAUUUUUUGUUUGCAUUUACAUUAAACUGAAUUAAAACAGAGUACUACAGUAUCUACCUAAAAUGCCUGUAUAUAAUAUGAUACACUUGUAUAUUCUAUUCAGAUCAAAUUUAUUUUAAACGUAAACAAGUAGAAUAAUGACCAAAAAACUAUCAUCAUAUUUUUUCAAAUAAGUGAAGUUUAAAUAAGUACCAUUAAAGUCUUAUAUUUUUUGUUUACGUUUAGACAGAUCUGAACACUAUUUCGAAUGGUUGGUGUGUUGAUAACAAAUUGUGUUAGUCACCAACUUAAUGUAUAGUGUAAAUAGAAAUUACCUUGGAGUAUGUCUUGAGAUGUUCAGUUAGAAGUCCAGGGCCGAAGUUUGUAGGAAACUUAUCAUACAUCUUGACAGAUGUGUAAUUUUUUUACGAAAUUGUUAAAUUGUGAUGUUGGCUAUAUCAGGGCUUCCCAAACUUAUUUGUACUGUGACGCCCUAAACCAAACCAAGUGACCAAAAAUACUUUCCAAUUUUAGAACCAGCCAACAUAGGUUAUCAUAAAAACACUAUUUGGACAUUUUUAUUUUUAUGAGGAAAUACUGACCAAAUCAAAACGUAAGCAUAAAAAUUAAAAAUUUUAAAAAGAUCUGAAAGAUAUUAAAGCCAGCGAGGCUGGCUAAUGUGGAUCAUGCGCUUGCUUUUUUGGUUGUGUCGACAUCCGACGCACCUGGGACAAUGUCACGACGCCCCAGGGCGUACGCACAGUUUAGGAAACCCUGGGCUAAAUAAUUAUUUGCAUGUGCAUAAUGCAUAUAUAUCACUGCAUCUUUAAGAUAUACUAACCAGGUUAGCCUAAAUUAACCCUAACAUCUGCAUAUUGCAGUUGUUUCUUAGCAAUACUUUUAAUAGGUAUAAUUUGUCAUGUAAAGAUGUAACCCUUAAUAUGUUAAAUCUUCUCGUAUCUCCUAUCCAAUAUUGUAUUGCUACUAUGAAUACGCUUAAUAUUUAACAUCACAAUAAU